AUGGAAUUGACCAUUAAUACGAGUAGGUUCACCGAUUACUUGCAUUUGCACAAGAAAUCAAGUAGAAACCGUGGUUCAAUAAUGAAACGUUUGAGAGCUAAACGCAAAAACGCAAUUAUAGGAUUCAACAAGUGGUUUGAAAAAGAACAUGAUUAUUGUUUACCAAUCAAAAAAAGAAGUGAUUAUGAUCAGAAGAGUAAUACCUCCAAAGAAGAUGAUGAAGACUUUGAUGCAAUUAAUAAAUCAUUAAUAUUAGAUUCUAUAUCAUCCAAUGUUUCAAAAACAAUAACAAACCUAGAGAAAAUAAAUGUAAAUAACGAGUUAUCUAGUUGUAGCUUAUAUGCUAUCGAUGUUACAACAGAAUUAUUAAAAGAUGCAUUAUUAGAAAAUCAAAAAAAUUAUGUACACUCAACAAACAUAUCAAAAGAUAGUAUUAACUCUUCCGAUGAUUAUGUAUCUAAUAUUUUAAAUAAUUGCAACCAAAGUGAUAUUACUCCAAGAGAAUGUACACCACCAAAAGUAUUUUCACCCAUGGAUAUUGACGAUGACAUGAUAAAAUUGUUCCCAACUUUAGAUUUUUCUACAGAACACAAUCUAAACGAAAAACUAGAACACAAUAAGUAUAAGGAAAAUAAAAUUGAAACUGAAACACCUAAACACACGGAUGAAACAACAACUGAGAAGAUAGUUUUGCUCAAUAAAUCAUUUGAUGAUACUGUUUCUCAACCUUUACAGCCAGAAAAAGUUGUAAAAAGUGACUGUAAGGUUAAAUCCAAACUAACUCACAAUGUACAGAAUAUAUCAGCUGGCAAGCCAACCAAUGUGACGCACCUUCAACGGCUUCAACUACCAUCCGAACAAUAUAUAAGUAUAUUUAAUCGAUAUCAGAACAAGUCCAAAGAACAAUUUUUUGAACAGUUCGAAAAUCCAGGACCCUUACUAUUGAGAGAUCUUCUUUGCGGUUCAAAACCUAAAACUAUUAUUAGUCCUUACACCCAUAGGUAUUUAAAACCAUACAUAUUCAGAGAUUUGGUGACUAAGCCGCUAUGGCUAAAAAUGUUGAAUGAAUUAAAAGAACAUUUUAGACUGAAAAAUGGAUUGCCUAAAACUAAAGAAAUUCAAUCAAUUGACUACAGUUAUGUUCGUGCAAAACAUAUAAAUUCAGUGAAUGCAUUGGCAAGACAAUUUUUCUGGCCUGGAAUUGAUUUGACUGAAAGUCUAUUGUAUCCAGAUUUCAGUGUUAUUGCAUUAUACAAAAACUUGAUAAUUGGUUUUGGUUUCAUGGUUCCAGACAUAAGUACAAAUGAAAAUUAUAUAACUUUUUUGUUCACUCGUCCUCAUUGGACUAAUUGUGGUAUUGCUAAAUUUAUGAUAUACCAUUUAAUUCAGACUUGCAUGACCAGAGAUAUAACUUUACAUGUUUCCGUGAAUAAUCCAGCUAUGAUUCUUUAUCAAAAGUUUGGAUUCAAAAUUGAAGAAUUUGUCCAAAAUUUUUAUGAAAAUUAUAUUCCUGCAGAUUCAGAAAUGUCUAAACAUGCCUUUUUUAUCCGUCUACGCAGUACUUUAAACGCCAAAAUUAACUAA
Macrosiphum euphorbiae (potato aphid) is the source of this 1584-nucleotide messenger RNA. The record is from the annotation of a GenBank genome assembly. Lineage: Eukaryota; Metazoa; Arthropoda; Insecta; Hemiptera; Aphididae.